Molecule: messenger RNA, 3054 nt
Organism: Rangifer tarandus platyrhynchus (Svalbard reindeer)
Lineage: Eukaryota; Metazoa; Chordata; Mammalia; Artiodactyla; Cervidae
Source: the annotation of a GenBank genome assembly
AUGGUUUCCUGUUUCAUGGAGUCUCUCAGUGUCCUGGGUUCCCUCCUGCUGCUUGGACUCCAGCUCGUCUGCCCGCAGCCCUCCACUGAACACAGAAAGGUCCCGCAGCGGAUGGCUGUGGCCGAGGGCGCCGCGGAGGACGGCGGCGGCGGCGCCCCGGGCGUGUGGGGCUCCUGGGGCCCCUGGUCCGCCUGCUCGCGCAGCUGCAGCGGCGGCGUGAUGGAGCAGACGCGGCCCUGCCUGCCCAGCUCGUUCCGCGCACGCGGGGGCCCGCGGCCCGGAGCCCCCGCGCGCGCCUUCGCGGGCCACGUGGUGUCAGCCGUGCGCACGUCGGUGCCGCUUCACCGGAGCCGCGAGGAGACACGCGCCCCUGCCGGCCUCAACUCCAGUCGCCAGGGCCCGGCGCUGCGAGGCAGCCGGCACCCGCAGGCCCGGGGCCGCGAACCCACGGCGGAGAGAAGGAGCAGGACCCGAGGUCCCAUCGGCCCUGGCAAGUAUGGUUAUGGGAAAGCCCCGUACAUCUUACCAUUGCAGACAGAUUCUGCACACCCACCCCAGAGGCUUCGGCGGCAGAAGCCCUCACCCCGGAAUCCCAGGUCCCAGGGGGCCUCUGGCUCUAGCCAUGGCUACCACCCUUCAGCUCACCAGGGCCCCCAGCAUGGACCUCUGUACCAGAGUGACAGUGGCCCGCAUUCUGGACUGCAAGCCUCAGAGGGCUCUGUCUACCAGCUGCCUUUGACCCGUGACCAAGGCUUCCCUGCAGCCUCCAGUCUCUUCCACAGCCAGGAAGCAAGCAGCAGCCCUGGGCCGGGGGCCCCCAGGGCAGCUCAGAGCUUCUCCCAGCCCACCAGAUCUACAGCCAUCUCCUGCAUCGGGGCCUAUCGGCAGUACAAGCUGUGCAACACGAACGUGUGUCCAGAAAGCAGUAGAAGUAUCUGGGAGGUACAGUGUGCAUCCUACAACAACAAGCCGUUCAUGGGCCGUUUUUAUGAAUGGGAACCAUUUGCAGAAGUCAAGGGCAACCGGAAGUGUGAGCUGAACUGCCAGGCGAUGGGCUAUCGCUUCUAUGUGCGGCAAGCUGAGAAGGUCAUUGAUGGCACCCCCUGCGACCAGAAUGGCACAGCCAUCUGUGUUUCCGGGCAGUGCAAGAGCAUUGGCUGUGAUGACUACCUAGGCUCCGACAAAGUCGUGGACAAGUGCGGGGUGUGCGGAGGCGACAACACAGGCUGCCAGGUCGUGUCGGGUGUCUUUAAGCAUGCCCUCACCAGCCUGGGCUACCACCGCGUUGUGGAGAUUCCCCAAGGAGCCACAAAGAUCAACAUCACCGAGAUGUACAAGAGCAACAACUAUUUGGCCUUGCGAAGUCGUUCUGGCCGCUCCAUCAUCAAUGGGAACUGGGCAAUUGACCGGCCCGGAAAAUACGAGGGCGGAGGGACCAUGUUCACGUACAAGCGUCCAAAUGAGAUUUCGAGCACUGCCGGAGAGUCCUUUUUGGCUGAAGGUCCCACUAAUGAGAUCUUGGAUGUCUAUAUGAUACACCAGCAGCCUAACCCAGGAGUCCACUACGAGUACGUUAUCAUGGGGAACAACGCCAUCAGCCCACAGGUGCCACCUCACAGGAGACCAGGGGAGCCCUUCAACGGCCAGCUGGUAUCAGAAGGGAGGAGCCAGCAGGAGGGAAAAGAGAAAGAGGGGGACCAGGAGAAGGCAGACGCGCACGGCGGGGCACCGGAAAUGUUCACGUCGGAAUCAGCACAGACCUUCCCGGUCAGGCAGCCAGACAGAUUCUCUCCCCACCGGCCGGACAGUGUGGUGCCGCCGGCUCCACAGCCCCCUCGGCGGAGCCGGGAUCACAACUGGAAGCAGCUGGGUACCUCAGAGUGCUCGACCACCUGCGGGAAAGGAUCGCAGUACCCUAUUUUUCGCUGUGUGCACAGAAACACUCACGAAGAGGUUCCCGAGAGCUACUGUGACUCGACCAUGAAGCCGACCCCCGAGGAGGAGCCCUGCAACAUCUUCCCUUGCCCAGCCUUCUGGGACAUCGGGGAGUGGUCCGAGUGCAGCAAAACCUGCGGCCUGGGCAUGCAGCACCGCCAGGUCCUGUGUCGCCAGGUGUACGCCAACCGCAGCCUGACGGUGCAGCCCUACCGCUGCCAGCACCUGGAGAAGCCCGACACCGCCAGCACCUGCCAGCUCAAGAUCUGCAGCGAGUGGCAGAUCCGGACGGACUGGACCUCGUGUUCGGUGCCCUGUGGAGUGGGACAGAGGACCCGGGACGUGAAGUGUGUGAGCAACAUCGGGGACGUGGUCGACGACGAGGAAUGCAACAUGAAGCUCCGGCCCAAUGACAUUGAGAACUGCGACAUGGGCCCCUGCGCCAAAAGCUGGUUCCUGACCGAGUGGAGUGAGAGGUGCUCGGCGGAGUGCGGGGCUGGAGUGCGGACGCGCUCGGUGGUGUGCAUGACCAACCACGUCGGCAGCCUGCCCUUGGAGGGCUGCGGGAGCAACCGGCCGGCAGACGCCACCCCGUGUGACAACGGGCCCUGCACCGGCAAGGUGGAGUGGUUUGCGGGGAGCUGGAGUCAGUGUUCCAUCGAGUGUGGGAGCGGGACCCAGCAGAGGGAGGUGAUCUGUGUUAGGAAGAACACAGACGCCUUUGAAGUGCUGGACCCCUAUGAAUGUUCCUUUCUGGAGAAACCCCCCAGCCAGCAACCAUGCCACCUCAAGCCCUGCGGGGCCAAAUGGUUUAACACAGAAUGGAGCAUGUGUUCCAAGAGCUGUCAGGGUGGUUUCCGCGUCCGGGAAGUACGCUGUCUGGCAGAUGACAUGACCCUAAGUAAUCUCUGUGACCCUCAGUUGAAACCAGAAGAAAAAGAAUCCUGUAACCCUCAGGAGUGUGUCCCUGAAGUUGAUGAAAACUGCAAGGACCGGUAUUACAACUGCAACGUGGUGGUCCAGGCCAGACUCUGUGUCUAUAACUACUACAAGACCGCCUGCUGCGCCUCCUGCACGCGUGUGGCCAACAGGCACUCGGGCUUCCUCGGGAGCAGAUAA